GUGACGUCAUGUGUGUGAGCCAGUUGUGAGUACAGUUCGCGCUCACAGCUGCAGUUUUUCCGUGAACAAGUCAACAUUUAGUUGAGAAUAUAACAACAUUAAAACUGUGUUUGACCCUUGUUAGAAGAUGUCCUCCAGGCCAGAUCCUUCUGAUUCUGCAGUUAAGUCUGUCAGACGGUCCCCACGUUUUUCUCCCCAGGGAACAAACAGCUGUUCUGUUGGAGACUCAACCAAAGGAAGCUCAGACAGCAAAGGAGGAGGCAGGCUGCAAGAGGCAAAGAGGAGAGGAAAGAUGGAGAGAGAGCAGAGAGAACAAGAGCUCAACCAGAAACUACAGCAGCUGGACCUGUCAAGUCGAUCAGCCGCAGUUGGCACUGGACUAGCGUAUUCUGAAGAGUUCACCAAACAUAGGAACCUCUGGGAUACAAGUCACCCAGAAUGUCCAGAGAGAUUGCAGAGGAUUAUGGAGGAGCUGGAAAAACAGGAAUUGCUCAGUCGCUGCACCAGAAUCCAGCCACGAGAGGCAACAGACAAAGAACUGCUGCUCGUUCACUCGCAAAUGUAUGUGGAUUUGAUGCGCUCGACCCAAGCAAUGACAGAGGCUGAACUGAGAUCUCUGUCAGAAAAAUACGACUCUGUUUAUCUCCAUCCGGACUCAUUUUCUGUAGCAGCUCUGGCUGUGGGCUCAGUCCUGCAGCUUGUUGACAGAGUCCUCUCCUCUGAACUCAGGAAUGGAUUUGCUCUCGUCAGACCUCCUGGACACCACGCUCAAAGAGAUCAGGCGAAUGGUUUCAGUGUGUUUAAUAACGUGGCCAUUGCAGCUCGUUAUGCUCAGACCAAGCACAGAAUCAAUAGAGUUCUCAUCGUGGACUGGGAUGUGCACCAUGGGCAGGGCAUCCAGUACAGCUUCCAGGAUGACCCCAACGUUGUCUACUUCAGCGCCCACCGCUUUGAGCAUGGAUCAUUUUGGCCUCAUCUUUCUGAGUCCAACUCUGAUUUCAUAGGAGGCACAAGAGGAGCCGGACGAACCAUCAACUUACCCUGGAACAAGACUGGAAUGACUGAUGCAGAUUACAUCGCUGCUUUUUAUCAUCUACUGCUUCCUGUUGCAUAUGAGUUCCAGCCUGAAUUAGUUCUGGUAUCAGCCGGGUUCGACUCCACAGAGGGUGACCCUAAGGGUGAGAUGUGUGUCAGUCCUCAGUGCUUCCAAUUGUUAACCCGCCUCCUCAUGAGUAUAGCAGAAGGACGCAUCAUUCUGGCUCUAGAGGGUGGUUAUAACCUGAGUCAGACAGCAGAGGGUGCUGCAGCUUGUGUGAAAGCCUUACUGGGUGGAGCCUGUCCUCCCCUGUCUUCACCCACGGCUCCCUCCAACAGUGCUUUGGAGUCCAUAUCUCAGACCAUUAGUUCCCUGUAUCCUUAUUGGGCUUCUCUCCAGGUUCUGGAGGGAUACGCGGUCACUGGGGGUGGAGUCUCGAGAGAAUCGACCAAUCAGGGAAGCUUGUGUUGCGCAAGUCCCACCACUUCAGUAUCCACAAAGACAGGAUUGGUUUAUGAUGAGAGGAUGAUGGAGCACCUCAACAUGUGGGACAAGCAUCAUCCAGAGCAGCCUAAUAGAAUUUCAAAGAUCUACUCUCAACACCAACAACUGGGUCUGGAGCAGCGUUGUGAGAGACUAGAAGUCCGACUGGCAACGGAGGAAGAGCUCCUGAUGUGCCACAGUGCAGAUCACAUUGCUCGUAUGAAGGCCUCCUCUGAUCUGAAGCCCAGAGACUUGUUCAAACUGGGAGAGGAGUUUAACUCUAUCUUCCUAAAUAAUCAGAGUUAUGAGUGUGCUCUGAUGGCAGCAGGGGGCUGUUUCAGAGCUGUGGAGGCCGUCCUCACUGGACAGGUCUCUAACUCUGUAGCGAUAGUUCGCCCUCCUGGACACCAUGCAGAGAAGGACUUUCCCUGUGGCUUCUGUCUCUUCAACACCGCGGCGCUUACAGCUCGAUAUGCUCAGAAAGUUUCAAACAAUCCAUCUCUCAGGGUCAUGAUUCUGGACUGGGACGUUCACCAUGGCAACGGGACCCAACACAUGUUUGAAGAUGACGACAGUGUGUUGUAUGUAUCACUUCACCGCUAUGACAAUGGCAGCUUCUUCCCCUCCUCAUCAGACGCAGCAUGUGACAAAGUGGGCGUGGCCAGAGGAGAGGGCUUUAACGUGAACGUGGCCUGGAGCGGAGGGAGGAUGGGAGAUGCAGACUAUAUCGCUGCAUUUCACCAAGUCGUGAUGCCUAUCGCCACUGAGUUCAACCCAGACCUGGUCCUGGUCUCGGCUGGGUUUGAUGCAGCUCGUGGAGAUCCUUUAGGAGGGUACAAUGUGACUCCAGAGGGAUAUGCCCACUUCACUCACCUACUGCUUACUCUGGCCUCUGGGAAACUAGUCAUGAUUCUGGAGGGAGGGUACAACUUGACGUCCAUCUCCGAGUCCAUGGCCCUCUGUACCUCUGUGUUACUCGGAGACCCGCCCCCAUCAAUCUUGUCCCCGCCUCCUCAUCACAGUGCUGUAGCAACCAUCAACGAGGUCAUCAGACACCAUGCUCCAUUCUGGAAGUCACUACGGAUACACAUCCCAGAUUCUGUGCGCGAGUCAUUGCCAUCCCCAAAGCAUCGUGGGAAACGCAGUUCGAAAGGAAAAGGCAGGAAGUCUGAUCAAAACGACAAACCUCCACUUCGUGCCUCAGACCUGGAGCAGCUCACGCAGGAAUUGGCCGGAUUAGACAUCACUCAGUCUGCUCCUGUGGGUGGGGCGAGACCCAAGGUCCGCCCCAGCUCUGGAAAUCCAGACAGUCAGGGAGAGGAAAAGGCAGAGUCAUCGAAAAAGAGUCUGUCUGAGACACAGGUUGUUGCCGCUACUGACUCAGAUAUGGCUGCUGCUAAAAAAGAGCCUUCACCAGUGAAAGGGACGGAGCCUGGAAUUUCAUCUCUGAAAGUAGCAGAUUCAGAACUCUCUCCCAUGAAAGGGGAGAAGUCUGGUGCAGAGUCGGCGACAGACGGAGCCUGUGGUUGGUCCAAGACAAACUUGGAGGUGUCGUGUGGAGUAGAGAUGGGUGGGAACACCUUGUUUGUGGUGGACCCUCUUCCUUGGUGCCCUCAUCUAGACUCUGUUAAACCACUGCCCCCUGCUGGUUUGGAUGUGUUCAAACCCUGUGAAGACUGUGGCUCUGAGAUGGAGAACUGGGUUUGUCUCACCUGCUACAAGGUGUUCUGUGGCCGGUAUGUGAAUGAGCACAUGGUAAUUCACGGAGUCACAGCAGAACAUCCUGUGGUUCUGAGCUACGCCGACCUGUCAGUGUGGUGCUACCUCUGUGAAUCCUAUGUCCACAACCAGAUUUUAUUUGAAGCCAAGAACGCAGCUCAUUGGGCAAAAUUUGGAGAAGAAGUUCCACCCUGGACUUAAAACAAAAACUCUCUCUUAAAACCUUUUAUUCUAGUCUUUUUAUAUUUUAUCGCCUGAAAUACUGUGUGAAUGGACUUUUUAGGAGCGCCAUCAUGGAGAAUGGACUCACCAGUGGGUUUUACUGAAAUUUUCAGCAUCUUUUGGGAACAUUAUUGUGAGAAUUUUAAUUAAUUUUGAAGGAUUUAUGAACAAAAAAAAGUAUUCAUCAGUAUUAUCCUUGGUUAAAUCCUAGUGGUGAUAAACAAAGAACUCCAUAAGCUUUUAUUUAUUAUUUUGAUGUUCCGUUUGAGGGCCAGACUCUAAGUUGGAAGACCUGCCAUUUGUUAUGAGUAGGUUCUAUUUACUUUGAGUUUUGUUUGAAUUUAAAUGAGACUGCUUUAAAAUAUUUAAGUUGGGCUUUCAAAAUAUUCUUUUCUAAUAGGCUCAUUUAAGCCUCUAGCCACAAACACAUCUCAGCUAAAGUCAUAGGUCUAGAACAAUAUCUAUGCCAGGUAUUUGUGACUGUAUAAGCCCAGAUCCAUCCUUCAUGUUUGUGUGAUAUCAAUGUUUGGCUCUGACUCUCGGUUGUAAUGUUAGUUUAGAUGUAACUGAGGCCUGUGUGUUCUGUGCAAUAUUCACUCAUUGUAUGAAAAAAUCUGAAACUUUGUACUUCACAGAAAUUUAAAAUUAAACUUUCAAAUCUCA
Molecule: messenger RNA, 4123 nt
Organism: Periophthalmus magnuspinnatus
Lineage: Eukaryota; Metazoa; Chordata; Actinopteri; Gobiiformes; Gobiidae
Gene: hdac6
Product: histone deacetylase 6
Exons: 28
Coding region: 128-3439 (1103 amino acids)
Biological process (GO): chromatin organization
Cellular component (GO): histone deacetylase complex
Molecular function (GO): zinc ion binding; histone deacetylase activity
Source: RefSeq, a predicted model, not a curated record